Messenger RNA from Neurospora hispaniola, 978 nucleotides. Its product is annotated as arsenical-resistance protein ACR3. The record is from RefSeq and is a predicted model, not a curated record. Gene Ontology annotation, cellular component: plasma membrane. Gene Ontology annotation, biological process: arsenite transport; antimonite transmembrane transport. The coding region runs from base 1 to 978 and encodes 325 amino acids. The transcript is spliced from 2 exons. Lineage: Eukaryota; Fungi; Ascomycota; Sordariomycetes; Sordariales; Sordariaceae. Gene Ontology annotation, molecular function: arsenite transmembrane transporter activity; antiporter activity; antimonite transmembrane transporter activity.
AUGACCGUCGGCGUUCUGCUAGGAAACUUGGUCGACAAUGUCGGCCCGGCACUGCAAAAGGGGACAUUUGUUGGUGUAUCCAUCCCGAUUGCCAUUGGACUCCUGGUGAUGAUGUAUCCUAUCCUCUGCAAAGUGCGAUACGAGUCUCUGCACGAGCUUUUCUCCCACCGCGACAUCUGGAAGCAGAUUGGGUUCAGCAUCCUUGUGAAUUGGAUCGUUGCGCCUUUCCUGAUGCUCGCAUUAUCAUGGGCAUUCCUACCUGACAAGGAGGAACUGCGUGUCGGCCUCAUCCUCGUCGGCCUUGGCAGGUGCAUUGCCAUGGUGCUCAUCUGGACUGGCCUCGCCGGUGGCGAUAACGAGUACUGCGCCAUCUUGGUUGCCAUAAACUCCAUCCUCCAGAUGGUUCUCUUUGCUCCGCUGGCUGUCUUUUUUAUUCGCGUUAUUAGCGGCGAAUCUGGUGUGCGGGACGUCUCGUACGAGAUCGUCGCUACAAGCGUCGGAGUUUUUCUCGGGAUUCCCCUCGGUGCCGCCAUCCUUAGCCGUUUUACCCUCCGCUGGCUCGCUGGUCCCGUCUGGUUCGAGAAGGUCUUCCUGCGCUUCGCGGGCCCUUGGUCUUUAAUCGGUCUGCUGUACACUAUCCUGGUACUCUUUGCCAGCCAAGGCCACGCUGUGGUCCAUCAGAUUGUGUCGGUGCUGCGCGUGGCCGCGCCGCUGUUUGUGUAUUUCAUACUUAUCUUCAGCGUGACGCUGUACGUGACGUACCGUAUGGGCAUGGGCUACGCACUCGCUGCGACGCAGAGCUUCACAGCUGCGAGUAACAACUUCGAGCUCGCCAUCGCCGUCGCCGUGGCAACGUUCGGAGCUAACAGCGAUCAGGCGCUGGCGGCAACCGUCGGGCCGUUGAUUGAGGUGCCGGUAUUGAUUGGUUUGGUUUACGCCGUGCGGUGGGCUGGCAACCGGUGGGCGUGGAAGAACUGA